This is a messenger RNA of Branchiostoma floridae (Florida lancelet), 3406 nucleotides long. Its product is annotated as probable pre-mRNA-splicing factor ATP-dependent RNA helicase DEAH2. Gene Ontology annotation, molecular function: RNA binding. The coding region runs from base 262 to 2634 and encodes 790 amino acids. Lineage: Eukaryota; Metazoa; Chordata; Leptocardii; Amphioxiformes; Branchiostomatidae. Gene Ontology annotation, cellular component: spliceosomal complex; intracellular anatomical structure. The record is from RefSeq and is a predicted model, not a curated record. The transcript has 12 exons.
UGUAACACCUUGAUCACGUGACGAGACGCCAGGUAAACAGUGAGCUACUGCUGCUACUGUAGCGGCCACCCUCCGUCGGGCCGUGCACGUCAUCGGCGCUCGCCUUAAGAGGAGGUUCUGACGGAGAAACGUCGCUACGUGAGCCAUGUUGGUGCUACCUUUCCGACAGCGGUAAUGUCGGCGGGUCUCUUGAAGAACGGAGUCGGUACAGCCUUUUCCCUUACAAACUGUGACGUGUAGCGUGGCGAUCAGCUGAUAGCCAUGUCUUGGGACCCGGGUUCAGAUUCUCUGCUGGACUUCGAACUGAAUCCUUACGGGCACAAUCUCGUCUUCUCAAGCAGGUACUAUCAACUGCUGGGCAAGAGAAAGGACCUGCCCAUCUAUGCGUGCAAAGAACAGUUCAUGACAGCCUUGGAGAAAUCACAGGUUGUGUUGGUGGAAGGGAAAGUUGGUUCUGGCAAAACAACACAGAUACCACAAUGGUGCGUGGAGUUUGUGCAUGCUCACCAGUACCAGAGCGGCAUUGUGGGUUGUGCAGAGCCGGCAGACCUGGUGACAUGUACCGUGGCACAGCGUGUGGCAGAUGAGAUGGACCUGGUGUUUGGGGAGGAGGUGGGCUACUGCACACCACUGGAGGACUUCAGUACACAAGAAACUAUCCUAAGAUUUGCCAAUGACAGCGUGCUGCUGCGAGAAAUCACAGUGGACCCUCUCCUGGAGCGUUAUGGUGUCAUCAUUCUGGACGAGGUGCAGAGAAGAACAGUGGCCACAGACUUGACAAUGGCCUUGCUGGGUGAGAUCCUGAGUCAAAGGGCAGACCUGAGAGUGGUCGUCAUCACCACAUCCAUACAAGCAGGGAACUUUCAGUCCUACAUCGGAGCCUGCGAGGUCGUCAAGGUCCCGGAGGCAGGGGAAGGCACAACUGAGGUUCACCACACACAGGAUGUCGUGCAUGAUGGGAAAUGUGUCGAGGAGGCUGUCAAGAGAGUGAUGGACAUCCACGCAAAUGAUGGAGACAAUGGAGACAUCUUGGUUUUCCUUGCAGAUGAAAAGGAGGUUCAGGAGGCAUGUAAGAGGCUAAGAGAUGUAGAUGAGCUGCCAGCUCCUCUGCAGAUCAUCCCAGUGUUCCCCUCCCUGUCCCACAGCCAGCUACACGGCCUGUAUGAUGUGCCAGAGGAGGAGCCCGAGCCUGUGGAAAAGGGCCCUGAAGAGCACCCUGGGGAUGAGGACACGCCGGAGGAGGUAGUGGAGAAUGAUGGGAAUGACACAGAGGACUCUGGGAAUGAUGGGGAUGAGGAAGACGAUGACACAAUAAGUGGAGAAAGGCCAAGAAAAGUCAUCGUAGCCACGGACAUUGCUGACUCCUGUCUCGUGGACACGGUCGGGUUUGUUGUGGACAGUGGACGAGUUCGACAAGAGGUGUUCAAUGCCCGUGUCCGUGCCACCCAAGACCUGGUCAGUCUGAUCAGCAGACUCAGCGCUGACCAGCGGGCUGACCUGGCCAGUCUGAGGCCUGGGAAACCUGGCAAGUGCUUCAGACUGUACCCCGAGGAUUUUACAGAGGACCUUGCUGCGUUUCCGAACCCUGAGAUCCAUCGUGUGAACCUGACACCAUGGAUCCUACUGCUGAAGAGGCUGGGGGUGGAGGACCUGCUCAAGUUUGACUUUCCUGACCCACCAGCUACAGAAUUCUUGAGUGGAGCGAUGAACCAGCUGAAGCACCUGGAUGCAGUGGACGAGACUGGAUGUCUGACAGACCUCGGCGCCAUCAUGUCGGAGUUCCCGGUCGACCCACAGCUUGCCAGGACGAUUAUCGCCAGCUGCGAGUACGGCUGCUGUGAAGACAUCCUCACCAUAGCUGCACUUCUCACAGUUCCUCCUGUGUUCCUGCGACCAUCUGAGGCAGCCCAGGCAGCGGAUGACGUCAGGAGAAGGAAGUUUGCCCGGGCUGGCAGCGACCACCUUGCGUUGAUCAAUGUAUACCAUGCUUUUAGGCAAAACUACCAGGAUGAGUUGUGGUGCUCUAGUAACUACCUGAACUUCGAUGCACUCCGCAUGACAGACGAUAUCAGACAGUAUUUUGGUGGCAUCUUAGAAAGACUGGAGCUGGGGCCUUGUGAAGACAGUGAACCCAAGACAGAGGAGGAGAGAGUGAAGAGCAUCAAAAGGGCCCUGGCAGAGGGAUACUUCAUGCAGGUAGCACAUGACCUAGAUGGGACAGGGAACUACUUCAUUGUGAAGGAGACACAAGUGGUCCAGCUGCACCCCACCACUUGUCUGGACAGCAACCCCGGCUGGGUCCUGUACCAUGAGUUUGUCUUGAGUGAGAGGAGCUACAUCACAACACUCACAGAAAUAGAACCCCAAUGGUUAUUUGACAUCGCACCGAAGUACUUUGACCCCACAAACCUCCCCCAGGGGGAAGCAAGGCGGCGCUUCCACUCCAUCCUGGUCAAGUCUGAGCUUGCAGUACCGGGCAAACCUGCUAGGGAGUGGGCUGGACCGGGAGUGGCCCAACCAUCAGCACCCAGGAAUUUCACAUCACAUCCGGGCAGAGGGCCAGUCCAACAUGGGCAGAUGAGGGAACGAAACCAGGAAGAUGAUGAUGAUUCUAAACUUUGUGUGGUUAGCUAACAAAUGAACAACUAAGAAUCUUAUGGAAAUGCUUCCAAGAAACACAUGUCAUGUCACACCAAAAAUGGAUCUUCAACAAGACAAUGUGCAAGGACUGCUGCAAAAGUAUGCUGUGGCCAACUGGAUGUUGGGUAGUUUCUGCAACCCUAGAUUACAUGGCAACUGUAGUUGUGAAUGUGCUGCACAUGUGCUGGAAACCUCAGCCAGAGAAGCUCCAACUGAUGACUGUUUGAUAACAAACAGUCCAGUACUUUUAAUCUUGACCGUGUUUGCUGACAUUUCAUGCCAACUGAUGUGAGUUGUUUCCUUAGAGGAAGUGUCUUUGAUACAUGAAUAUACCAGAUACUACAGAUGGCUAGCUGAACCUUUGGCCAUGGAGGCAAGCUAAUUAGAGCAAGGGAUUCUGUAACUGUGUGAGGUUAAACUUACAAAGGCCAACAUUUCAUUUGUUGCUAAGGUCUUGAAAAGGCUGCUGCAGAUCAUCACCAGAAUUUUUUGAAUGAUGAGAGUCAACAAUCAAUGUGUGUGACAGACUAAGGAAAAUAUAUUUUGCUAGACUGUGAAAAAGAUGCCUUUGCUAUAAACCCAAUGUUUUUCUAAGUGGGUGAGGGGCAGGAAAAUUCCGAAGUGUACUUAUCGUGAGCACAUAAUCAUGCACUGCUGCUACAUUGCAAAUUUUGUACUUUGGAAGCAAUAAAUGUUGCACUUAAAUAAUAGAGACUAACUGUGGAAAUGUUUACGGUGCCAAAAAUAAAGCACUAUUUGUAAUGCA